CAUUGACCCAGGGAAGGAGGAAGCGGCCGGGCGGUACCCUCUCCCCACCCCUCAGUCGGACCGGGUUCGGGAGCACAGUCCAUCAACUCCGAGCUGAGCCGAGUCGAGCCGGCGUCGCUCCGGUUCAGAUAAAGCGAGCGAUGGCGGCGCGACCGGAGGAGGCCAUUUUCCACAGAGCCCAGUGCAGGCGCUUCAAGGGCCUGACCAAAGAGAAAGAUUGGAAAGGACCUUUCUACUUCAUACAAGGAGCUGAUCCACAAUUUGGCCUUAUGAAAGCAUGGAAGGUUGGAGAUCACGAUAAUAGCGGUGAUGAAUGGCAGGAAGAAAUCCAGCUCAUGGAGCAAGCAGUGCAGGCUAUCAACAAGUUAACCUUGAAACCCAAGUUCUUUGUACUAUGUGGAGAUCUUAUUCAUGCAAUGCCAGGUAGCCCUUUCUGUGAGGAGCAAAUAUUUGAUCUCAAGCAUGUUCUGGAGGACAUUGAUCCUAAGAUUCCAUUGGUGUUCGUCAGUGGCAACCAUGAUAUAGGAAACUCCCCAACCCCAGAAAGUAUUGCCGAAUAUUGCAAAAACUGGGGAGAUGAUUACUUCAGUUUCUGGGUUGGGGGAGUGCUAUUCCUUGUGCUGAACUCUCAGUUUUUUCAAGAUGCUUCCAAUUGCCUUGAACUAAAGGAAGCCCACGAUCUUUGGCUGGAUAAUCAACUUGCUACUGCUGAACAGUUAAAAAUCAAAAAUGUGAUUGUGUUCCAGCACAUUCCUGUAUUUCUGCAAAGCGCUGAAGAAGAGAAUGACUAUUUUAACCUGGAGAAGUCAAAACGACUGGAUCUUCUGCAGAAAUUUGAAAAAGGAGGUGUAAAGGCGAUCUUUUCAGGCCACUACCAUAGGAACGCUGGUGGCAAGUUUAAUGAUCUGGACAUGGUAGUGACUUCAGCUAUAGGUUGCCAAUUGGGAGAGGACAAGCAUGGUGUGCGGGUGGUCGUGGUGACAGAGGACAAGAUCCAUCACAAGUAUAUCAGUUUGGAUGAACUCAGUGACCUUGCAGUCAAGGAAAUGAUUUCAAGCCAUCUUGAAGUAAAUGAUGAGAGUCCUUGUCUUUUUUAUUAAAGUGAUCAGAAGAGGCUAUUGAAUCAGUGUACACAAGGACCAUCGCAUUAGCAGCAUUAAUGGGUAAAUUUGCGUAUCUGUUCAACUCACUUCUAUAACCACACAGUGAAAUGUCCAGAAAGAUUAUUCCUGCUGCAUUUAGCUGGAAGCACCAAUACAUGUGAAUUUGACCAAAUCAGCUGCACAUUUUUCCAUAUACUUAGGUAAAUAUCCAAUGCAGUUACACACAUAAUCUUGAGACUUUAAUUACAUUCUUUUGGCUACCAUCUGUGACAAUGUUCCACCAGCUGUCAUCACUUUAAUCCAUGAUCUGUAUUCAAGCUGUACACAAUCUGUACACGUUGAAAUAAAUGAAAUAAUAAAGGCAAUGUAAACAAGAA
This is a messenger RNA of Chiloscyllium plagiosum (whitespotted bambooshark), 1480 nucleotides long. It is a transcript of the gene cpped1, whose product is annotated as calcineurin-like phosphoesterase domain containing 1. Gene Ontology annotation, molecular function: hydrolase activity. NCBI's taxonomy places the organism in Eukaryota, Metazoa, Chordata, Chondrichthyes, Orectolobiformes, Hemiscylliidae. The record is from RefSeq and is a predicted model, not a curated record.